Molecule: messenger RNA, 1350 nt
Organism: Fragaria vesca subsp. vesca
Lineage: Eukaryota; Viridiplantae; Streptophyta; Magnoliopsida; Rosales; Rosaceae
Exons: 3
Coding region: 1-1350 (449 amino acids)
Biological process (GO): ribosomal large subunit biogenesis; cytoplasmic translation
Cellular component (GO): ribosome; cytosolic large ribosomal subunit
Molecular function (GO): structural constituent of ribosome
Source: RefSeq, a predicted model, not a curated record
AUGGACGACAUAAGUAAUCAACUGCAAGGGAAGGAGCUAUAUAAGCACCAGUUUAAGCAGGAUUUCACCACACGCUUGAAUGAGCUUUUGGCUUUUGAUCCCCAGGGUGCGGUUUUAGAGGAGCAAGUAAUAGAGAUUCUGGAAGAUUUAACCAGGACGGCACUCUGGUAUGGUAGAAUAUACAUUGCCGAAGACGAGUCCGACCAGUAUGACAGAAGGUACAUUGGGUAUGGUAUUCAUCAUCCCCACCAUAAGAUUGCCCAGCAGAGGAGCUUCAUGCAGUUGCUCAGAGAGUGUGGUCCAGACUCGGAAGACGUCAGAGAAUUGCGGGACAUAGAAGAGCAAGCAACUCAUGUUGGUCUAAAGGUCUCCAAGUAUCUUAUGCAGAUGAUGGUGGUGACUAACAUAGAGGAAAGAAAGGACAUGAUGAAGCAUUUCAGAGAUACUCAGACGAUGUUGUCAUUCUUAAUGGAUGCUUUUGAAUGGGGCGAGAGAAGCAAUGAUUUUGGAGUAGUAUAUAACAGGAUCAACGUUCUUAUGAAAUACGCACACAAAGAAUUCAUCCUACAGGUUAAGACAGCAAGAAUGGCUGGUGGGAGUAUAGGAUUGAUUCGAAGCCUUCGGCUAACUUUUAACCAUAAAAUCAACCGUGAUGUAUUACUUGAUUACAUCCUUAAGGAGGUUCUUCGAGCUAUUUCUACACUGGAGUCUCUUCUGAGCUUUCCACUACUACCAGAUAGGCCAUGGUUGCUCAUAACAGAUGAAAGAUCAGUAGCUUGGCUGAAUGCGGCGGUUGUGAAUGUGGGAGAAAGGUUGACGGAAAGAAUUGGGUUUAGGGUAAGAGCACUGAUGUUAGAGAAUGCAAGGCAUCAGAAUUUCAAUAAUGUUAAUGCAUUUCUCCAUAGAGUAUUGUAUUCACCAAGAGUUGAAUUGUGGGAAGAUUUGGAAAGAGUGGUGGAAGUGAGGGCAUCCCAAUCCACGGGGCGAAUCCGACUGCAUGUCAGAGGAACAAUCAUUCGACAGUACCCGAAUAGCGCACUGAUUCGGAUCAAAGGUAUCAAGAGCAGGAACGAAGGUGAGUGGUACAUUGGAAAGCGCAUUGUCUACUUCUACAGGGCUAAUGUGAAGAGAAACGGAAGCAAGUACCGCUGCAUUCGGGGAAAGGUUACUAAGCCUCAUAAAGUCAGUGGCAUUCUUCGUGCCGAGUUCAAGUCUUUGCUCCCCAGGGAACUGUUUGACAAGAAUAGGGAUGAUACGAAUCGUCUGGUGAGGAAGGGGUUGAGGGUAUACAUGUAUCGUGCCAGGAUCAACUACAUGUUUGGUCGCAACCGACUCUUCAUUGGAGACUAA